UCCUUUUUUUCAUGAUGUGGGCGGGGCAAGUGUUUGUCAGCUUCGUUUCUUAGCAAUAGAGCAGAGUCCAGAUAUUCAGUGGUCCUCUGCGACGAAACUUGGGCAGGGAGAAGUGUAUCGUACAGUAGAACAUCACGAAACGUCAGAUAUAAGGAAUGGCAGCCAUAAGGAAAAAGCUGGUGAUCGUGGGAGACGGAGCAUGUGGAAAGACCUGUCUACUAAUAGUGUUCAGUAAAGAUCAGUUCCCUGAAGUCUACGUGCCAACUGUGUUUGAGAACUACAUUGCUGACAUUGAGGUGGAUGGCAAACAGGUGGAGCUGGCACUGUGGGACACAGCAGGUCAGGAGGACUAUGACCGAUUGAGACCACUUUCCUACCCAGAUACAGAUGUCAUCCUUAUGUGCUUCUCCAUCGACAGUCCUGACAGUUUAGAGAAUAUUCCAGAGAAGUGGACGCCAGAGGUGAAACACUUUUGCCCCAAUGUUCCAAUUAUUUUGGUGGGGAAUAAGAAAGACCUGCGGAAUGAUGACCACACUCGGAGAGAGCUGGCCAAGAUGAAACAGGAGCCUGUUAAGCCAGAGGAAGGCCGUGACAUGGCCAACCGUAUUAGUGCCUUCGGUUACCUGGAGUGCUCAGCCAAGACCAAGGAUGGUGUGAGGGAAGUGUUUGAAAUGGCCACAAGGGCAGCGCUGCAAGUCCGGAAGAGGAAAAAGAGGAGUGGCUGCUUGAUCUUGUGAGAGAUUUUGUCGAGUCCUGCAGAAGCAUCUGCCGAUGUCCUAGAAAUAUAUGGCAUUCAACAGCCCAUGAAAGAACAUCUGAUUUGUAACCAAACAGCAUCUAUGUACUGUACUGUAUAUCGCAUAUGCAUCAAAAGGACCAAGACUGACAGUAAUAUAGGCUGGCACAAGAUGCCUCGGUUAUUUUUAUUUUAUUUGCCUGUAACACUUGUUACAAAGUGAGAUUUGCACCUGAUAUAACUAUGCUGUAUUAUUUCACACUAAGUGUACAUGUUUAGACACUACCCUGAUCAUAGCUGUUAUUUCUAGAUGUGGCAUCUGAAUUGUUCAUUUGAACUUGUUAUAAGUAAUUACCAAUUAACAAAGCAUUAUGCACUGAUGCUUUGACACGUCUUUUUUUUUUUUUUUUUUUUUUUUUUUUUGUGGAUUCAAAUGUCAUUUUACAUGGUUGAGCUUCUCUGAAAUGUUAAUUGAACUUUUUUUCUGCUAAUGGAUGUGUUGGCUGUCUAUACUGGAUAUACACUGAUGUAUACCAUUAGAUGCUGCUCUGAUCUGGGUUUCAGUAGCUGAGAGAUUGUAUUCUAUUGUACUCAGAUCAGUAUGCAAAGAUGCAGUGAAAGUCAAACCAACAGGACACCCCAAAGUCUGCCAUACAUAUUCAAUUAGGUUAGAGUCUCAUUAUGCACGUGAACUUUUACAGCAUCAGUAAAGCAUCUAAAUCUAGUCAUAUGAACAAAAUAAGUGCACCCUCUGGAAAUUGCUGGCUUUUUUUUGGACAAGCAAACAUUUGAUGAUAUUUGAAAUAGUGCCUAUUAAUGAAGUGGAUCUACUUGAACAAAAUCACAAGGAAAAAUAGCUUUCAAUCACUCAUCUAACAGCAUUCUGAUAUUCUUCUGUGGAAAAAGUAAGUACACCCUUGCUUAGCCUCAGAAGCUAGUAUUGCCCCCUUUAGCAGAAAUAACUUCCUGUAGCCAUUUUGCAUAAUUGUCCACCAGUCUCUGACAGUGACUUGCUGGAAUUUUUGACCACUGUCCCAUGCAAUAUUCUUUUAGUUGCAAUAGGGUUUUCUUGCAUGUACUGCCUGUUUCAAAUCCCCCCCACAACAUUUCAGUGGGAUUCAAAUCCGGGCUUUGACUCGGCCAUUCCAUAACCCCCCGUUUCUUCUUGUUGAGCCAUUCCUUGGUGGAUUUGCUGGUGUGCUUAGGAUCAUUAUCCUGUUGAAAGGUCCACUUUUGGUUCAGCUUCAACUUUUGUACAGAUGGCCUCAAAUUAUCUUCAAGCACUCUUUGAUAUGAUGCAGAAUUCAUAGUUGAAUCGAUGAAUGCAAGCUGUCCAGUCCCUGAGGCAGUGAAGCAACCCCAAACCAUAACAUUUCCACCACUAUGCUUCACAGUUAGUAUCUCUUGAAAAGCUGUCUUUGGUCUGUGCCAAACAUGUCUGCUGUUACUGUGACCAAACAACUCUAUCUUUGAUUUGUCUGUCCACAGCACAUUAUUCCAAAAGACCUCGUCUUUGCAUAUAUAAUCACUGACGAACUGUAAUCUUGCUUUAAUGUUCUUUUUAGACAGCAAAGGCUUUUUCCUGGCACGCCUCCCAUGCAGAUCAAAUUUGUACAUUUCUGAUUGUAGAUGCAUGCACUUGGACACCAACAGUUGCAAGACACUAGCAGGUUCUAUGAAGAACGUUUGGGCUUCUUGGAGACUUCUUUUUGCAGCAGACGGUCUGCUCUUGGGCUGAAUUUGCUGGGACAGACAGUCAUGGACAAAUUGGCUGUCAUUUGAAAUCUGCGUCACUUGUAGAUUAUUUUCCCUACAGUGGAAUGACGCAUUUCACAUAAUUUGGAGAUCUUUUUAAAUCCCUUGCCAGACUCAUAGGCAUUCACAACCUUUUUUUUUUUUCUGAAGGCCUUAGAGAACUCUUUCUUGGCAUGAUGACGCCACACACCUCAAUAGCAAAGGGAACUCCAGACACUAGAUAUGAGAUGUGUAUAUAUAAAACAGGUUCCACUUGCACUUCCUAAGCAGGUUCUGCUCACUGGCACCCAAUCUUCAACACCUGAUUCUAAUUUUAUGGCGUGUACGUACUUUCUCCAUGCGACUGAUCUGGUUUUUGUUCAUUUAAAUUGUGAAAAUGACAACAAAAUGUCAAUUUUAUGUCAUUUGAUAGUGUAUCAACUUUAUUAAUAGGCACUGUUUCAAAGACAAUCAAAUGUUUGCUUGUCCAAAUAGGAAAUGAAUAAAUAAAUAAAAAGCCAACAAUUUCCAUGAGGUGUGCUUAUUUUUUCCACAUGACUGUAUAUGUAUAAGUUAAAACAAACAGAAAAACCAUUUGAGUGCACCUUUACAUACACACUUCCUAUUGACCUCUGUGCCUUCAGUUGCUUUUUGAGUCGGCCAUUUUCACUGUAGGUAAAGCACUGAGUGUAUUAUUGGAAUCGGUGUUAUAUUAUAGAAGUGGUGUUAUAGUCUUGCAUGCCAGUCACAUUGGUGUUGGUCUGAAACCUCUGUACUGUCUCUCUUAUUUUUUUUUAUUAUUUUGCUUGCAAGGAUGAUGUGCAGAUACAGCUUUUAGUAAGAUUCUGUAUCAAUAGUUUACAUUACUGCCCCUUUCAGAUGAUAAGUGAUUAAAAGUCAACCUCACACAGCACGGUCUUAAUGCUAAAGAUUGAACUCACUGCUGUUUGUUUUUCUACACUCUGACUUCAGUAACCUCUAUGUACUGUAUAGUAAAUAUUCAAAGUAACAACUUUGUUGCUCUUCAUUUGUAGCAUCUAAAUCUAGUUGGAUAAAGAAUGCAAACUAUACAAACCAAGUACACAGAUAUAAUGUGUGAUGUUCUGAAUUUAGAACUUGCCAGAGAUGUAAGACAGAACAUAUCACUCAGUAGUCAAACGGCACCAUACCAUCAAUUAUAGCACACAAAAUAAAGGAGCACAAUAUCUACACUUAA
Molecule: messenger RNA, 3686 nt
Organism: Ictalurus punctatus (channel catfish)
Lineage: Eukaryota; Metazoa; Chordata; Actinopteri; Siluriformes; Ictaluridae
Gene: rhoca
Product: ras homolog family member Ca
Exons: 5
Coding region: 156-737 (193 amino acids)
Biological process (GO): small GTPase-mediated signal transduction
Cellular component (GO): neuron projection
Molecular function (GO): GTPase activity; GTP binding
Source: RefSeq, a predicted model, not a curated record